Molecule: messenger RNA, 2158 nt
Organism: Lagopus leucura (white-tailed ptarmigan)
Lineage: Eukaryota; Metazoa; Chordata; Aves; Galliformes; Phasianidae
Gene: QTRT2
Product: queuine tRNA-ribosyltransferase accessory subunit 2
Exons: 8
Coding region: 1-1275 (424 amino acids)
Molecular function (GO): tRNA-guanosine(34) queuine transglycosylase activity
Source: RefSeq, a predicted model, not a curated record
AUGCGGGUGAAGCUGUGCGGGGCGGCGGGCGGGCGGCUGGGCACGCUGGCGGGGCUGGGCCGGAGCGGGGCGGCCGCCUUGGCGCUGCCCGGCUGCCUGCUGUACACGCGGACCGGCACGGCGCCGCACCUCACCCGCGACACGCUGCGCGAGGUCGGCGGCGUGCCUGCCGUGGCACAGCUCACGCUGCCCACCAUGGCCGAGUUGCACGACGUCCUGGAGGAGUACAAGGAGGGAGCGGCGAAGUUUAUAGGUAUGCCAGAUACAGUGCUGUACUGCUCCCUUCAAGAUCCAGCUGCUCCUUGUCCUUCUGGCUACAACACCAACAAGACAGUGUCCCUGUGGGGCAGCUCAGGACGCAUGGAAAUGACAGCUUCCAAGUUCAUGGACAUACAGCGGGCUAUCCAGCCUGACUGGUUCCAGUGCAUUGCUGAUGGAGACACUAUUUCUGGAGAAGUUACUAGAAAAAGGGCCAAGAAGUCUGUGGACAGAUCGCUUUCCUUCCUGGAUGUAUGCCUUCAGCUGCUGGAAAAGGCACCGGAACUACAAGGAAGUGUAAUGUUUGGGACAAUUGAAGGUGGAGAUGUCUUGGAAGAGAGGCUCAGAUCAGCCAGGGAGACUGCCAAGAGACCCGUGGGUGGCUUUCUGUUAGAUGGCUUCCAGGGACAUGCCAUGGCAAAGGAGACCAAAUUGAACCUGAUUUCUUCUGUGACAGCAGAGCUGCCAGAGGAUAAGCCAAGAAUCAUCCACGGUGUGGGCAAACCAGAUGAGGUGCUUGAGUGCAUUGAAAGGGGAGUGGACAUCUUUGAGAGCUUCUUUCCCUUCCAGGUGACGGAGCGAGGCUGUGCCUUGGUGUUUGGCUAUGAUUACCAUUCAGAUCCCAAAGCAGCAGCAGCUUUAAAACAAAAUGGGGCCCAGGACCUGGAGAAAAAUGGUACUGAAGAAGACGAGGAGGAGGUUGUCAAAGUUGACCCAGAAAUGACACCAUUUGAGAUAUUUCUGAAGGAGAAAAGAUACUAUGAUGAUUUUCGUCCUUUGCUGGAAGGAUGUAGCUGUUACUGUUGUCAGAGGCACACUCGCGCAUACCUCCAUCACCUCCUUGUGAGCAAUGAGCUUCUGGCUGGGGUCCUGCUCAUGAUGCACAACUUUCAGCACUACUUCAGCUUCUUCAGUGCCAUCCGAGAUGCCUUAAGAGACGACAAAUUGGAUCAGCUGAAAAAGCUCAUCUUCAGUCAGGCACUGCAAGGCCCAGAAAAUGCAAAGAUAGACGAGUGAGUUCAGAGAAAAUAGAGGUCACAGCUUACGUCCUUACCCAGUGGGACUGCUGAAACUUCACUGCUAGCAGAAUCACCUGUUAGGUACUAAAAUGCCUCCCUUCCUGGAGGGACUGUAAAUGGAUGUUUUAAGAUCUCACUUCCAGGCAGGGAAGGAAGAUUUUACUCAAUCAUCCCUUGAAGUUAAUUGGCUUGGUGCAUUCUCAGGUUAUAGAAUAGUCUGAACAGCUCAUAAAACCAAUAUGGACAGCUUUGUUUCCAGUUAUGCGUUGGUGGCUUUCCAUGUGUGAGAACUCUGAGCGGAAGCUCAGCAGCUGUUUGGGUCUUUUGCCCCUCUUCCCCAAAAAUGCCUGUGAUGAGGUUGUCCCCUCAUGCAGCUCCUUCUGAGAUCCUGCCUCAGCCUAGCACACAUGCUCCUUGUGAACACUGCCAGCAUCCAUGUCCCCAAAAAGAAAUGGUUGGAAGUGUGCUGUAUUUAGUGGCACAAAGACACCAUACCCAUACUUAUGUUAUUCUGCAGUGCAGAAUGCUGUCUGGGCUCUCCACUUCAGCCCUUUUUACUCUGUAUCCUUUACAUCUCUAUGGAUUAAAAUUUCAGUCCUUUACCGGAGUAUAAAUGAUUGUGUGCCAUUCUUUCCAGCUGUCCUAGCACUGGACUUAUAGCAGGCUCCAUUAAUGCCAGUUUGAGAUGGAGCUGUGGAAGGGGUGUAUCACAAGAAAAGGCAUUCAGACAAGAUUCUGUUUGUUUCUUUGUUUUAAGAUUUUGCUUUGUUAUGUCACAUUCCUUUUAUUCAGCUCUCUUAUGCCUCUGACUUUGUAAUUAUGGAUUUAUUCUUUUUAUAUUGCAAAGCAACAAUAAAUUCUUUUCUUUUUUUUAAAUUCCA